ACACAACCAAGAGUUGCAAGCACACUAAACACAACUAGGUUUCUUUGUUAAAAUCAGCUCAUCACCUGUGUGCAAAGAUGGAGUACCAGGGACAGCAGGGUCAGGCGACCAACCGCGUCGACGAGUACGGCAACCCGGUCGCCGGACACGGUGGCGUCAUUGGAGGGCACGGCGGAGGCGCCGGCGCCGGCGGGCAUUUCCAGCCCAUGAGGGACGAGCACAAGACCGGCGGGAUCCUGCACCGCUCCGGCAGCUCCAGCUCCAGCUCGUCUGAGGAUGAUGGCAUGGGCGGGAGGAGGAAGAAGGGCAUCAAGGAGAAGAUCAAGGAGAAGCUGCCCGGUGGUGACCACCGUGAUCAGCAGCAGGCCACGGCGGCCGGUGGGACAUACGGACAGCAAGGGCACACUGGGAUGGCUGGCACCGGGGCCACGGGCGGCACCUACGGGCAGCAGGGACACACCGGAAUGACCGGCACGGGAGCGCACGGCACCGGCGAGAAGAAGGGCGUUAUGGACAAGAUCAAGGAGAAGCUGCCUGGCCAGCACUGAUGAGCUAGCCCCGCGGCCGUUACUUCUCAGAGUUGAGGUGCCAGUCGGCCAACCUGUGUAGAACAAUAAGAAUAAUAAGAUGUAAGCGAAACAAUAAAAUUUCCACGGAAGCAGGUGAGCUGGUUCACUUGCUCGGGUGUGUGUGUGGAAGCUAGUAUCCAGGGUCCCGUUUACAACCUGUACCUGUACGUAUUACUUUGGUUGAAUUCUGUAUGUAAUCGGAAAUCACAGUCUAAA
Molecule: messenger RNA, 785 nt
Organism: Lolium perenne
Lineage: Eukaryota; Viridiplantae; Streptophyta; Magnoliopsida; Poales; Poaceae
Product: dehydrin DHN4
Biological process (GO): response to water deprivation; response to abscisic acid; cold acclimation
Cellular component (GO): cytosol
Source: RefSeq, a predicted model, not a curated record